Amoebophrya sp. A120 is the source of this 7638-nucleotide messenger RNA. Lineage: Eukaryota; Dinophyceae; Syndiniales; Amoebophryaceae. The record is from the annotation of a GenBank genome assembly.
CUCGCUCUCCCGAUUCCUUUGCUUUUACAAGUUCCAGGAAGUUUGAACUUUUUUUCCCAAAUUUGAUGUGUUCUGCCUCGGGCCGGAGAUCUUCCGUCUUCGCACUGAAAUGCAUACCCCUGCCAGUUGCGAGUGCGAGAUAUUAACGGCGACGACCUACGGCUCCUCUGGGGCUCGUGCGUCCACAGAGUGAAGACUUUCGAUCCUACAAUAGGCCCUUUAAACGCCAGAAAAUUCACUCGGGUAUAAUGCGCCAGCCGCGGAGAUGGUGUUGCGCCGGGCCCUCCGUGCUGGGUGGUGGAAAGAGAGGUCCCAAAGGCGCGGGCACCUCAAGCACAGCAUUGCCGACAUUGCUCGACGGAGAGAAUGGAAAGCUGGCUUCCUCGGUUUCGCAGCAUGACGAAUUUGGUGUGGAUAUUACAGACGCGGGCCACUUGUUCUGCCGCGACAACAGUUCAAAUGCCACCGCGGACGAGGAUCUGGAUUUGAUAUCCUCAGCCAGCAACGCGGAAAAAGUCGUAUGGAGAGCUCAAGAGAAAACUUUUCGAAGUGUCGCACCAGAGCUCCACUUGUCUAUAGACACGGACUACGGAGUAGAUAAAACAAAAGCCCCUGGCCACAGAAAAACGGCAAAAAAUUUCAAGACGCGAGCGCGGGCGCGCGUAACGCGCUGCGCGUCGCGUAACGCGCGAGGCACGCGGGGGGGCCGGGCCGGGGCCGGGCGGGCCGGCGGCAGGGAGCGGCCAGCUGCGGGGGCGGGGAAUGGGAGGGGCCGCGUCCCCCUUCCGGCGGCCGCGGGCCGGGCGGGCAGGUAGCAGGGAGCGGAAAGUUGCGGGGGCGGGGAACGGGGGGGGGGCCGCGCCCCCCACCCCCCCGGCGGAGACCGGCUCGGGGCGGGCAGGCGGCCACAACAGGGGGCGACGAGUGUAUAGGGGCGGCAGCGCAUCCCGCCCCGGCGGGCGGCCGCGGCCAAGGGCGGGGGGGGCCGGGGCCGGGCGGGCAGGCGGCCGGCAAGGGGCGUCAAAAGGCGGGGAAUCGGGGGGGCCGCGCCCCACUUGCAGGCGGCCGCGGCGCGGUACGGCGGCCGGGCGGGGGCGGGGAAUUAUGCGGGGUGCCGCGCUCCCCAAGGCGGCCGCGGCCCGGGGCCGGGCGGGCAGGCAAAGGAAGCAACAGGGUUGAGGCUGGUGUUGGGCGGGGGCGGGAAACGCGGGCCAGGGCGGGCCGGGCCGGCCGCCCGGGGGCGGGGACUGGCCGCAGCACGAGCGGGGGAAGGCAGGCGGCCGGGGUCAGCCGCAGGACAAUGUGUGCGGGCGGGCGGGUGGAAGUCGAGGGCGGCUGCACGCGGGGGCGGCGAGCGGGGGCGGCAGCACGCGGCCGGUGGGGGCGCCGAUGGCUCCCCGUUCGGCUGCGGGGACCGGGAACAGGCGAGGGCAGGCAGGCAGGCCGUGCGAUUAGCCAGUGCACACCUGCAUCGCGGGCGAGCACGGCGGGCUAAUGCCCUCCCCUGCGACCGGUGAACACAACGCGGGGACAGACGAGAUGGGUUUUUUAUGCAUGGGGGCCCUUCGCCGAUGAGUUCUUUAAGGGCUACGCGCCUGAGCGCGGUUGGACGUCACCGAUGGCGCUUUUUCCUUUCGCGUUUGUACGAAAUUUUUGGCGCGCAGUUUCUCCUUUCUCGAACGAACGACAGCGCGCGCGGUUUUUCUACCUAGCCGCACGAAUUGCGCGGCCUUCAGUGGUCUGUAACUUUUUGCUUUCACUAUACGGGCCAGGGGCCGGACUGCUGACCCUAGUAUAAGUAUAAAAAAAUGCUGUUUGUCGUUGUCCUGAGACAAAAAGUUGCGCGCUUGAUUUUUGUGGCAGAUGAGGGCUCUUGCAAGACCGAGUCCGAGGCGGGCUAACUGAUGAGGUUGUGGAAGGCUCUAAUAUCAUGCUGCACAUGAACACGAUAAGCACGCACUAAAAAGGCUUCAUCCUUGAUGUCAUGCGGCGCUUGAAGACAGUCGUGCUUCGCCAGCUUUUCGCUUUUAUACGUUUUUGCAUCUUCAGGCGGGUGCUAUUAUUACUCAAUAAAGCGACAAACUUCCGCCAUUUUUUAGAAAAGUUCUCUAACUCUUUCACUGGCAUAAGAUGACCAGAUCUUAAGCGCGCGCCUAUUCAUGCGAAAAAUGCAGCCUUACCAGCAUGCCCAGCACAGCCGUUUUCGCCAGCACAAGCUGAUGCCCCCGCAACCUCAUGCACGCCCUCCCAGUGCAGGAUAAGUAGAUGAUGAUGAGGAUGAUAUCGUGGAUACGCUUGUGUAACCGGAAAAGAAGUCAGUGGAGUCUAUCCAUCAACAGCUUUAAUCACUGGACCUGCCAACUUCUGAGAGGGUCGGCAGGAGAGAGAGAGUAGGGGUCGCCCGGAGCGGAUAGUUCCGGUUAAUUGCGCACAAAUCGAUAUUGAGACAGGCGACUUAAGUAGCAGUAACUUUUGUUGUUGGUCAUGGUUGAUCUCGCUCUCCGUUGUUCUGAACGGCGUGGGGUAUCAUGGUGGGGCGGUGUUUUUCACUGUGAAGAUGGCUGUCCCAUGUUAGUCAUUUGCUCGCUAGCCAAGGUACCGGGUACACUGUAGAAGAGUUUGCGUACUAUCCUUUUCCAUCCUUUACUUACUUAGUUUUGUAGCAUGCCCAUGCCGCUCGAUAGGCCCGUGACCAUGCGUGCCUGAAGUGUUUAUGACAGGAAAAUAGCUAUAGAUAGUACCAGUUGCGAGAGCGACGUACUACGCUCCGCCGGUGGAAGCGUUACGAAUAUUAAUACAACGGGGCUGAAAGCUGACCAUCGGCAUCUUCGAACGGCUGGCACGCCUGUGAGUUCAGGCAGAGAGAAAACUAGAGCAGGCAACGCGAAGGGGAUGUAAGGUCCGGCGGGUCCUUCAUCCUCAUGACGUGUCUGCCCGGCUAAAAGCGCCAACUUGCCCGAUUCGGCGAAAGAGCGCCACCUGAUUUGAUCGCGCGAUCCAAAUUUUCCCCACCAUCCUGCCCUGAGGCGGCAUGGGGAUCGCGCGAAGUCGCUGGCAGGCUUCGCGCCUGGUAUCUUUUUUCUCCCCAGUUGUUAGAGGAUGCGCCCUGGUGGCGACGCCAUGCCUGGCAGACUGGGUGGCGCGAGACAUGUGACGCAGGUGGCGCGCUCGCUGUCUUCAAACAGCGAGCCUGUGAGUUCAGCCAGAGCAGGGGCGACAAGGGUAGGCAGUAUGCCCGGCACGUGAGUGCUGGGCCUCUCACCCUAUUCCCCAUAGAAUUCGCAAGAGUCUGCUUCUGCUUGUGUAAACGCGGGCGUUUACCCCUCUUCGGCGCAAGGCAGAUGCAUUGGCUCGAUUGCGUGACCAACCGAAAUUUCACCCGCCCACCCCGCUAUGAAGCGACAUCAGGUAGGGCCGCGCGUGCUCUCUGGUAGGCUUUUUCUGCCAUCUUUCCCAUGGCUGUCAGGGUAUGCGCCAUGACGUCAUGAUACGAACGGCAGCGCGAGACUUUGGAAGCACUGCACUACGUCGCCAGAUGAACACUAACAAAGAAAAACAAGAGCAAAAGACCUCGAAUCAGGACCGUUUCCAGUGCCGCAGAAUUUUUGUGAGAGGGCCGUGGCGCAUGCGGCCACUCUCGGGCAGCCAAAUGUGGGACGGCGGGCGCGGUCUGCGCGCCCGCGAUACCUUUUUGCAAACGCAGCGCGAAGGCAUAUUCUGUUACCAUGUGAGCAGCCGCCGAGAGGCGCGAAGGCCAGAGAAGUCGGCGGGAUGUAGUUCCAAAAGGCUGCGUGGGAGGUGCGCGGAAGCACAGCACGACCACACGCAAAAAACAACCAACAAACGCGCCGGGGCAUCAGGGAAGGCGGAAAAGAUUGCGUUUUUUUCUCUGGGCCGCACGAGAGUCCGAAAAUAAAAACGACGGCAGAGAAUUUCCUUGCGGCGGCGCCAUACUCGCUGGAUGCAGCUUCAGGGCCCCCGACCUGCACGGGCGCCCAGGCCCGGGCGACGGCGCGGCGGAAAAAUAUAUGACAAGGCGCGCAAAAAGACGCCGUUGGGGGCUGGUGGAUGAAAGGGUGCGGGCGGAUUUUGUCCCGAACCGUCCGCCCUAUGGGGGUCCGGCGAAAUGCGGAAAAGCGGCAAAAAUUGCAAGUCGCGGACAGCAUGAUAGAGCACCGCCCAGAAGGGAAGGCGCGUUGCGCCUUCCCUCCUGGGCAGCUCCUAAACGCAAAAUGCUUUCGCGAAGCAUUUUGCCUUCAUGAGCUGCCCAGUAGAAGGGAGGUGCUUAAUGUCUGGAAGCCUGCCGCCUUGACUCCGGAGAGACAAGGGAGGAAACAAAGCAAAGGGCCUGCGCUCCUAAUCCGCCCGGAAGACUGGCCGGCAAGGGCGGCCCGGGGGGUGCGCACUCUCGCCAUGCUCCCGCGAGUGCGCAAAAAAAGGCCGCGAGGGAGUUGGGCGGGGGCAUGUCCCAAGCGCGCCAUCUGGCCAGGGCUAGGGGAGCAAAUCCUGCACCCGCCUGCCCCGCGUCAGAAGUGGCCGGCUCUGGUGGCUCGGCAGGGCACGCGGGCUUCUGGGGAAUUUGCAAAAGUUGCGGCGGCCCGGACUUUGCGCCCCACCCUUCGCCCCCCCGCCUGGCGAAAUGUCUUGCACGGGCGCGCGGCGGGGCCGCGCCCGCGGCUUGCGGCUUGCCGAAUAGGUAUGGUGGCUCUCGCGCUGGGCAAAUUAUCGCGCACGCACUUGCUUGCCAGGUUUGCCCCAAUGCCCCGAGGAGUUUCACCACUCCGCCGCCCGCACGUAACGCCGUCAACACGUAAGGCCGCCCACCAAAUGGAGGCGCUGGUCCUUACGUAUCCCCCCCGGGAAGCUUAUUUUGCCCUGGGCUAGAGCAGGAGGCGCCGCCCCCGGCGCGCCGCCGGGGUCACCCCCUCCACCUGCGGCCCAGGGCGGAGGCUUUGGGGCGGGUGGAGAGAAAACGCAAAAGCGCAGCGGCGGGUAGGGGGCGGCGGGCGAAGAGGGAGACGGGUCGGCCCCAGCGCCGGCCGCCACUUAUCUGGGGAAGCAAGCUCCGGCGGGUUGUCGUUUGAUUACCUACGAACAAUAUGAGUAUGCAUAUGCUGGGGUGUGCAGCGCGCUCCCGCGCACCCGAAAUUUUUUGUUGCCGGCGUCCCCGCCCGGUUGGUGGAGGGCAGCGAUACAUCCGAACCCGGAGCCUGCCCGUGUGACUGCUGGGGGUCUCGUAGUGGUAAGUAAGGGUGGAUCCAAAAUCGCACAAGGUGCGAAAUGCAGUUGGGCGGUGGUAGAGAUGGUCGCUGGUUUGGCACGGCCACGCCUUGCUUGUUCAAGCCACCUACCUAUGGUUUUUGGCCGGCGGAAUGGUCACGGGAUGCGUGGCGUCAGAGCCUCGGACUUCAUGGAUUGGCGAUCUGCACGCAUCCACCUGUGCCGGACAUGCAUUUAAGUACUUAGAUAGGAACUGCUUGUAGAAUCUUUAGCAUAGGCGUAGUGCGCUUCGUUAUUUUUGCUCGAAACAAUAGGCCGACCAGAAAAAUAACCCUUAGGUUUACAGCCUGGCGCAGGGAGUAAAUCUGCGGAGUCGGGUAUGAAGGGCACUAGUACGAAGUUGCAGCAGUUCGCAAGGCGACUUUCCGGCAUGCUCGGGCACCAGAGCAGCGCUAUCAUCGCCAAGUCCAUCUAUAGAGGGAAAAACUCAUCGCAGUCAUUUUUAUCAUUUUAUUCAAGAUUCCUAAUAAUAAAUACGUAUAACAAACAUGAGAAGCUUGCAAACUUGUGGCAGAUGGAAUGUCUGAUCUUGUUUCCGUUGCUCUCAGUCUCAGGAUUCAUUAGCCGCAUAAGUCAGGCAGUUACUCGCGCGCCAAGAGAUGCGAGCAGAGUAAGAGGUGAUCUUGUUCCCGGUGGGAGCUAAGGGCUAAUCUUAUUCCUGUUGGAGUCUUAUCCCAGCUGUUCACUCCAAGCCAGUGAUGUGCUGUAGGCACUGUAGGGAGGCGCACGCAAUUGAGAAACGGUCUGAAGACAGUAUCUCAAACCUACUGUAGGGAACUGGGCGCAUUCAGAUUCACUGGGCGCAUGUGAAACGAAAAAGGCGGCGCCGCCGAGGUUCGAAGGUGGGAAGAACCGCAGCCGCAGCGGCAUUCCGCUUCAGUCAUUUUUACGAUUUCUAUCUGUGUCUGUUGUUACAUUGAUUUGCUUUUACAGUUCCAGCACUGCCGGAAGUAUGUAUUGCAAUCGCCAAUCAACGCGUAACGCUGGAUAUUGAGCCAGACUUUUGCCCGCGGAGACAUGAUCUCACUUGUAGCUUGGACCUACCGAGGCAUGUGCCCAUUUGUAGCUGUUGUUUCUGAAUGUGAAUGAGUCAGAAAAAGAUGCCGCGGCUCAGAAAAAACAGCUUCUAGCUGUUACUGUUUGAUCGUGUGCUGCAGAGAAAAUAAAAGGGAAUGAGGAUAAACCUGGCAUAGAUGUUGACGGUCAUGCACUUUCAGGCAAGGCAGCUGCGGAAUUUUUUUUCGUCGAUUAUCAAACAAUUGAUAAGUGCAACGGCCUGAUGAAGUCAAAGAGGUAGACUGUGAUGGAGCUUUUCAUUUGGAUGCCAUGCCAGGACGGGCGAGUAGUACCCACAGCGGCUUACUCUGCGGCGAAGUAGCUGGUGAGACGGCGCGCGGCUUUGAGCUGUAUCCCGACACUCGUCCCGAGGUUGAGGGCAUCGCUCAGGUUUCGCCUGCCCUGGAUCCCAGUUUCUUCCAUAUCCGCCAGAAAGGAUAUACGAAAACGAAAAAAAAGGAGCCUUCGGGCUCACCUUUGUACGUACUGCUUCCAGGGGGCUACGAAGGGAUCAUGCCUGUGAACAAGAUUCUGGUGGACUUACCCCAGCAACAUUCCGACAAAUGGCCGAAACAUCCCAAGUACCGCGAAGCAUUUGCUGUGCCCUACGUGCUGGUUUGCCACAUAUCCAUUCCCAAAACAUCCCCAUCCGUUUUGACAAAAACCUAUCCGAUGGACGACAAUGGCUGGAACGGACUCACGUACUACACACUCGCGCCUGACGUGCUGGACGUGCUCGAGGUGGAGUAUCAGGAGUAUGCCAAGAGAACAGCAGACGGCAUGAACCGUGCAGCCAGGGAGGAUUUCCUAGUCUCCACUGUUCUUUUCCCCUCGGGUCUAACCGACUUGCAGCUCCACAAGCUGAAGCACGUUCGUCAUUGGCGGAAGCUGCUCCGCGCAGGGGAGUCUGUGCGGUCCCUCCCACUCAAAUGGCUGUGGACGUUUUGCCCGGAGAGCUUGAAGGGCAUGGAAAUGGACGGGUUUCCAAAAUUUUUGGUCGGAUAUGCGGGCAAGCCGAUUUUGCUGACCAAAUCGACACAGCUGCGUCCUCUGGAGGGAAACCUAGCGUCCCAGUGCCGUGUCCUGGAGAUCUACGUCGACACUCGGAAGUUCAGCAGCAUGUUUUGCGCAACAACGAAAAUGGCCUGGGAAUACGUCGCGUCGACGGACGGGCGACAUGCGCGGCUCGCUUUCCUGGUGGAGGCUAAAGAUGACGACCUUCUACCAGAGCGCUUGUUAUUUUACAUGGGAAUAAAAAACUUCCGACCAAACCUGCAUGGAAAGAAAAUUUACGUCAAGUGA